This is a messenger RNA of Ogataea haglerorum, 1356 nucleotides long. RefSeq lists its product as uncharacterized. Gene Ontology annotation, biological process: tyrosyl-tRNA aminoacylation. NCBI's taxonomy places the organism in Eukaryota, Fungi, Ascomycota, Pichiomycetes, Pichiales, Pichiaceae. Gene Ontology annotation, molecular function: ATP binding; tyrosine-tRNA ligase activity. Gene Ontology annotation, cellular component: mitochondrion; cytosol. The coding region runs from base 1 to 1356 and encodes 451 amino acids. The record is from RefSeq and is a predicted model, not a curated record. The transcript has 2 exons.
AUGUCCUUGACACGGCUGUUUUCCACGACGCGGCAGGCGCGGACGUUUCCGUCGGCGGUGCAAAGCCUGCUGGCGCGGCACUCGAUCGACACGCGUCCCGGGGACUUUGAGGCCGAUGCCAACGAGCCGAUUAUCGACCACCUGCGUCGCCGCUCGCUAAUCGAGACGGUGGUCAACGAAGACCAGCUGGCCCGGCUGGCGCGAGAAAAAGCGCUCGGCUUGUACUGCGGCGCCGACCCGACGGCCAGGUCGCUGCAUCUGGGCAACCUGCUGCCGCUGAUGGUUCUUCUGCACUUCAAUCUCCGGGGACACAACAUUACAGCCUUGGUUGGAGGAGCCACCGGGACGGUGGGCGAUCCGUCGGGGAAAACGACGGAGCGGGCGCAGAUGGAGCAGCACGAGCGGCUGGACAACGUGGCGCGCAUCCAGGCGCAGUUCGAGCACUUUUUCCGCAGCGGCCGGCGCUACGCGGCCAGUCGCAACCGCCUCCUAGGCAGCUCUCACGGCGCGGUUUCUGUGCGCAACAACUUCGACUGGUGGAAAGAUAUGGGGUUUCUGGAGUUUCUGGCCAAGUACGGCCGGUUUGUGAGAGUGAACCAGAUGCUUUCGCGGGACUCGGUGAAAAGCAGACUGGAGUCUGAGCACGGCAUAGGUUUCAACGAGUUCUCGUACCAGCUGCUGCAGGCCUACGAUUUCUACUACUUGAACAAAAACCACGGCGAUGCAUCCGGGCGCGAAGAAAAAAGCGUUUGGUGCCACGGUGCCGCUGCUGACGACCGCGAACGGCGUGAAGUUCGGCAAGAGCGCCGGCAACGCCGUCUUCAUCGACAGCAGCCUCACGCCGUCGUUCCAGCUGUACCAGUUUCUGUACAACACGCUGGACGAGGACGUUCCGAAGCUGCUGUACAAGUUCUCGCUGCUGCCGGCGGCGCUGAUCGGGCGGAUCUGCAACUAUCACCGGCAGAACCCGGCGCUGCGGCUGGGCCAGCGCGUGCUCGCCGUGGAGAUGUGCGACCUCCUCCACGGCGACGGCGAGGGCCGCGCGAACCUGGUGAUCAGCGACGCUCUGUACGGGGACGCAGACGUCGACGUCGACGAGGUUCUGGCCGCGUUCCGCCGACAGAACAUGAUCACGGCGGUGCGCGAGGCCGAGCUAGCCAGCGUGGGGGAUCUGCUGCACAGAAAGCUGCCCGGCGUGUCGAAAAAGGAGAUCAAGCGGCUGCUCGCCGGCGGCGCCGUGUCUGUCGGCAAGCAGCGCGUCCGGCUGAGCCGGUGGGACGACGCCGUCGACAGAAGCCUUGUUGUCGACGGCCGGCUGCUGCUCAUCCGGACGGGCAAGCACGUCCACGUGUUUGA